AUGUACUGUAAUACGGAAUUCAGUUGCAGAAUUCCUCACCACUAAAUAGUCAACAAGAAAAUUUUCUAUGUCAUAAUAUUCAUUUCACACUCUUAUUGCUCUGUAAAGGUCUAACAUUUUAGAUAUUCAGAAGCUGAAAAAUUACAUAUGAAAUUGGAUAAGUCAUUAUAACAAUUGCGUAUUUCGGUCAAUUUACCUUAAUUUCCUGGCAAGAAGCUAUUUGGUAGUCAUAAUGACUCUGAAUAAGGAAUUUUAAGGCGUGUAUUCAUUAUUAUCAUUUAUCAUUAGAGAACUGAAUUACAAGACUAUUUCAACCAAUUACUUAAAAUUGAUAAACUUUAUUCUAUCCCGUAUAUGAAAUCCAUGUUGCCAAAUAUCAAUGAGAAUAAAAAUGAACUUACUUAAUUCUCUUAGGAUAAGUAUGAUAAUAUAAUAAAUGCAAUUAGCCCAGAAUAAUAAUACAACUUUAUUAUUGAUUCAUUUUAGCAAUUAGAUACUUUUGUACUGUAUUUUGUUCAAGUUAUAGAUAAUUUCAAUAAAACCAAAUGGAGAAUCAAAACAAGAUAUUCAGAUUUGAGAGAUAUUCACUAAGCUCUUAAGGAAUAAAUCAAAGUUAAUAUACCUGAAUUCCCUAAAAGAAAAAUUUUUGGAAUCACAAACGAUGACCCCUAAGAAAUUUAAAAUAGAAAAAGAAACUUAGAAAUUUAUUUAAAUUCCAUUUACGCGUAUUGAAAUAAUUUCUAAUUAGAGUAUUCCAGAAUUAUCCAGUACAGAUAUUUUAAAUUACUUCAUUCAAAAUAGUAGAAGAGAAUCCUAAAAACUAUAAAAAUUUGAUGAACAAAAAAUGCUAUUAAAAUUAGUAUAAUAAUUAUAAAUUCAUUAGAAACUUCAAUAAAAAUAAUAAAAACAGUAAUAAAUAGAACAAUUGUAAAAAAAACUAUUGAAUAUCGAAAAUCCAGAAAGUGAUGAUAAAACAGAAAAGCAAUCAUUGAAAAUAAUCUCAUAAAUUCCUAGAAAAGGACUCUUUGUCAUUAAGGAACUAUUGGAUAAAUAUGAAGAUGAUAAUACUACUUUAGUAAGAUACGGUUCCUUAUCUACUAAAACAUAAGAAACUGUAGCUAUUUAUCUGAUACCUUCAGGUUCUUUUCAAGAGAAUCGAUCGGAGAAGGAGAAUUUAUAAACAACAACAGAACCUCAAGUUGGAUAAAUUAUCAUACAUGACCUUAAAAAUGAUAUUUUAACAUAAGUUUAGAAUAGUAAAGAGGAAGUUUAAUUAACCGAUUAAAAAUGA
Paramecium octaurelia is the source of this 1291-nucleotide messenger RNA. Lineage: Eukaryota; Ciliophora; Oligohymenophorea; Peniculida; Parameciidae. The record is from the annotation of a GenBank genome assembly.